GUGGAGGGGAGAGCUGACGAAACAAAAGUAUCUGCCAAUCAUGACGCGGCGCAAGAGAUUCAAAAGACACGAAACGGUGGAAGAAAAUGGGGAGCAAGAAGACGAUUACUACGGGGUGGAGGACAUGUUACAGGACGACGAAUUGCUUGGAGCAACAAAGAGAAAGCGUCCUACUCCCUACACGGAAGAAGAAUACGAGAGAUUACCUCGAAAUAAAGUGGAGGAGCGAAAAGAACGGCGCUGGUUGCUACCCAUUAAGGGAAAGGAGGGUCUGGUCUUUCGAGACGAGGAAGUGAAAGACGAUGGUCGUCCUCCGAAAGACGAAACGACGGAAGAACCGACCGACCCGCAGCCCGAGUCCUUGGCCGAAACCUUGGCCCAACGAUUGAAGCUGAAGCGCGAAACGAAGGCCAAGAUCGGCACCUACUGCAGCUGGAUCGUGGAGAGUCCCGAAAACAACAUGGAUCGCCUGAAGGAACUCACUCUCCUCUUAAAAGAGAAAGAUCCCACGGCAAACCUGGUGAUUGCCAGGUUGACCGCGCUGUCGCUUCUGGAGGUGUACGGCGACAUUUUGCCUUCUUAUCAGAUACGUCCGUUGGGCGAAGGAGAGAAGUCUCAGAAAAUGAAAAAGGAGACCAGAAAGCUCAACAGAUUCGAGGAAAGUCUGUUGAGAUACUACAAACAAUACCUGCAGUUCCUGGAGAAGGCCGUGAAGGCGGCGUUCGGACAGAAGUUCGCGGCCGGCCGCGACGUCUACGCGGAGAGGAGGAGGAAAUUGGGUCUGGUGGCCAUCGAAUGUCUGUGCCGACUUCUGGUUGCCCACGCCGAUUUCAACUUCGGCGCCAACAUCGUUCGGGUGGUGGUGCCGUUGGCGGCCAGCAGAGACGACGAAGUUUCGGAAAAGUGCUGUCGGGCCAUCUGCCAGGUCUUUCGAGAAGACAAAAAAGGCCAGACGUCUUUGGCCAUCGUGAAGAACACGGUGGAAUUAGUGAAGAGCAGGAGAAACGUGCGUCCGGAAGUUCUAAGGACUUUUACCAGUCUGAACCCGAUAGACACGAGGGUGGACGAAACGUCGACCAAGAAUGCAAAAGUGAUUCGGAAGAAACUGGCCAGGAUGUCGAGAAGAGAAAGGAAGAGGGAGAAGCAAUCCAAGGAGUUGGAACGGAAGUUGAGGGAGACGGAAGCGGAGGAAAACAAGUCGGAUAGAGCCAGGAUCAAUAGCGAAAUUCUGAAACGCGUCUUCCUGACUUAUUUCAGGGUGUUGAAGGAUUCGACACCCUGGCUAUUAACUCCAGUGUUGGAAGGACUGACGAAAUUCGCCCACUUGAUCAACGUGGAGUUCUUCGAACAUCUCAUAAACGAACUGCACGCCCUCCCGGACCGAGUCCGAUUGAGCGACGUCGAAAUUCUGCACUGUCUGCACACGGUAUUCGUCGUCCUGUCCGGACAGGGUUCGGUUUUCAACGUAGACCCGCAGAGGUUCUUUGUUCGAUUGUACAUGACGUUACUUAGGAUGCACGCCGGCAGUUGCGAGGAAGAUUUGGAAGCGCUGUGGAAAUGCAUCGAUGUCGCCGUUCUGAAAAGACACAAGAGCGACCCGGUGCGUCGGAUCUUGGCUUUCGUGAAAAGGAUGUGCACCGUGGGUCUUCACACCUCCGGCCACGCAACGGUAGCUCUUCUGUCGGCGGUGAGAUACCUGAUGACUUCCGUCGGCAAGGCCGACGUGUUAUUGGACGUUGAACGUUGGACGUUGUUAUUGGAUUUCCAAGUCGACGGUUUUAAAUUUUCUUGCUGCUUAUCUCGAUUACUUCUUACUCGAGCAGAUUCUAUACUAAUAAUAAUUUCAGAAAGUCGUGUGGAAUUUUUUAGGAAUUUUUUGCCAAUACAAAGGUAUCUGCCAAUCAUGACGCGGCGCAAGAGAUUCAAAAGACACGAAACGGUGGAAGAAAAUGGGGAGCAAGAAGACGAUUACUACGGGGUGGAGGACAUGUUAGAGGACGACGAAUUGCUUGGAGUAGCUAAGAGAAAGCGUCCUACUCCCUGCACGGAAGAAGAAUACGAGAGAUUACCUCGAAAUAAAGUGGAGGAGCGAAAAGAACGGCGCUGGUUGCUACCCAUUAAGGGAAAGGAGGGUCUGGUCUUUCGAGACGAGGAAGUGAAAGACGAUGGUCGUCCUCCGGAAGACGAGAUGACGGAAGAACCGACCGACCCGCAGCCCGUGUCCUUGGCCGAAACCUUGGCCCGACGAUUGAAGCUGAAGCGCGAAACGAAGGCCAAGAUCGGCACCUACUGCAGCUGGAUUGUGGAAAGUCCCGAAAACAAUAUGGACCGCCUGAAGGAACUCACUCUCCUCUUAAAAGAGAAAGAUCCCACGGCAAACCUGGUGAUUGCCAGGUUGACCGCGCUGUCGCUUCUGGAGGUGUACGGCGACAUUUUGCCUUCUUAUCAGAUACGCCCGUUAGGCGAAGGAGAGAAGUCUCAGAAAAUGAAAAAGGAGACCAGAAAGCUCAACAGAUUCGAGGAAAGUCUGUUGAGAUACUACAAACAAUACCUGCAGUUCCUGGAGAAAGCCGUGAAGGCGGCUUUCGGACAGAAGUUCGCGGCCGGCCGCGACGUCUACGCGGAGAGGAGGAGGAAAUUGGGUCUGGUGGCCAUCGAAUGUCUGUGCCGACUUCUGGUUACCCACGCCGAUUUCAACUUCGGCGUCAACAUCGUUCGGGUGGUGGUGCCCUUGGCGGCCAGCAGAGACGACGAAGUUUCGGAAAAGUGCUGUCGGGCCAUCUGCCAAGUCUUUCGAGAAGACAAAAAAGGCCAGACGUCUUUGGCCAUCGUGAAGAACACGGUGGAAUUAGUGAAGAGCAGGAGAAACUUGCGUCCGGAAGUUGUAAGGACUUUUAUCAGUCUGAACCCGAUAGACACGAGGGUGGACGAAACGUCGACCAAGAAUGCAAAAAAGAUGAGAGAGAAACUGGCCAGGAUGUCGAGGAGAGAAAGGAAGAGGGAGAAGCAAUCCAAGGAGUUGGAACGGGAGUUGAGGGAGACGGAAGCGGAAGAAAACAAGUCGGAAAGAGCCAGGAUCAAUAGCGAAAUUCUGAAGCGCAUCUUUUUUAUUUAUUUCAAGGUUUUGAAGGAUUCGACGGGUUCUAAGUUGCUAACACCAGUCUUGGAAGGUCUGUCGAAAUUCGCCCACUUGAUCAACGUGGAGUUCUUCGACAAUCUGAUGAACGAACUGCACGCCCUCCCGGACCGAGUCCGAUUGAGCAACGUCGAAAUUCUUCACUGUCUGCACACGGUAUUCGUCGUCCUGUCCGGACAGGGUUCGGUCCUCAACGUAGACCCGCAGAGGUUCUUUGUUCAAUUGUACAAGCUAUUAAUCACGAUGCACGCCGGCAGUCGCGAGGAAGAUUUGGAAGCGAUGAGGAAAUGCAUCGACGUCGCCGUUCUGAAAAGACACAAGAGCGACCCGGUGCGUCGGAUCUUGGCUUUCGUGAAAAGGAUGUGCACCGUGGGUCUUCACACCUCCGGCCACGCAACGGUAGCUCUUCUGUCGGCGGUGAGAUACCUGAUGACUUCCGUCGGCAAGGCCGACGUGUUAUUGGACGUUGAAGAAGCGGGGGGCAGUGGGGUAUUUCUUCCCGAAUCGGAGGACCCCGAACACAGCAACGCCCACGCCACGUCUCUGUGGGAACUACACUUUCUCUUGCGACACUAUCAUCCCGUGGCUAGACUCUUCGCCCGACAUUUAAUUAACGAAUGUCCUUCGAAGGGCGCCGAUCGUCUGGAUCCGGAAUUGGUGAAAGCCAAAGCUCCGGAAUUGUACGAUCGAUAUCGGUAUUCGGACGGCGAAGAGGUGUGUAAAACGUGGAAAGGUCCAAAAUGUAUAAAAUUAAACGCGGAAUUUUUGAACGGCUGUUACGACGUACUCGAGAUUUGAAUAAAGCUAAGGACUGUUGAAUUAUUUUGUCCGUAUUCUGAUUACAAGAUUUUCUGAAGUACGGUUGCAACAGAAAUCGUUACUUUAUCCAUAUUUCUGGCAUUAAAAGCAGAAUUAGCUUUCCGUUGCGACAAAACAUCGAUUUUUGAAACUUCAAUAAGAGUUUGCUCUGGCUUCGGCCAAUUUCUGGCGAAUUUGACCCAAGUACGACAGACCCCGGCGCCAUUACGAAUGGUUUUCAACGGAAGCGCGAAAAAAAUUAAACAAGAGUCGCACUUUUUUGGGGGGUUGAUGCCAAAGCUUGUGGAAUUUUCUAGACUUCUCUACAUUCGAAAUUGUUCUCAGACAGAUGGCACAUGACGGGGUAUGUAGACGAAGGUUGUCGAGGUGCACGAUCCGAAGUAAAAAGAUAGUUUCGCCAUAUCAACUUUUUAAAAAUGCUAGGUUUUUUAACUAAAUUAGCACGCGUGCGCUUUGUCAUUUUGAUAUAAAGGUCAUCGAAUCUCGACGAAAAUCGCUUUGCAGUUCUUCGAGUAAAAAAAACUCGAAUUUUGUUCUGCAAGAACCCGUCCUCUGCCCAAUCAACGGACGGUGCUCGAAUGUAAUCGCACUUAUCUUCCCGAAUAAAUUGUAUUUUUGUUUCUGACAUAAAUGUACUAUAAAUCUAGAACAUUUUAAAUGAUAGGAACCUUUUCUCCCGUCUUACGUCACCUCCUCUCAGCACACGUUUUCGGCAUUCGGCCCGAUGAUGCCCGUUCAACACGGGCGAAAACAUUUGCACUUUUCAUAAAAGUUUGCUGGUUUAUAGGUUUAGUGUUUUUAAAUGUAUAGAGUGUGGAUAUAGCCCUAAAUUUCGUUUUGUAUUUCUAUAG
Molecule: messenger RNA, 4806 nt
Organism: Centruroides sculpturatus (bark scorpion)
Lineage: Eukaryota; Metazoa; Arthropoda; Arachnida; Scorpiones; Buthidae
Product: nucleolar complex protein 3 homolog
Exons: 5
Coding region: 41-3934 (1297 amino acids)
Biological process (GO): DNA replication initiation
Cellular component (GO): nucleolus
Molecular function (GO): chromatin binding
Source: RefSeq, a predicted model, not a curated record